AUGGUUAGUCACCUCUGGUCCCGUCUGUCCACAGCUCGGCCGGACGUGGUGGAGUCGACGCCCGGCGAGCCGACCUACAGCGUGAGGAGCGAGCUGACUCUGACCGUGUCCCGCUCCGACGACCAGGCCCCGGUGACCUGCGCCGUGAUCCACCCGUCCCUCAGCCCCGGAGACAAGCGCUCCCAGCAGGCUCUGCACGUGCUCUGGUGCUGUGGCGAGGGCGGGGUGGGGUCCUUAGGGUGUUGUGGCGGGGCGGGGUAG
Knipowitschia caucasica is the source of this 261-nucleotide messenger RNA. The record is from the annotation of a GenBank genome assembly. NCBI's taxonomy places the organism in Eukaryota, Metazoa, Chordata, Actinopteri, Gobiiformes, Gobiidae.